CUCGAUUUUUCUCGCGAGACGGGCACUACAAAAAUGUACACAAACUUUCUGGUUGUCAAGAUAAUCAAUUCCAAAUGAAUGAAAUGAAAUAGUCGUAUCUUUUGACAAAUUGUUUAAAGAGUCCAGAAGAGAAGAUUAUAGCAGUGACAAUGCCACAUAAAAUUCCUUUUAAAGUGAUCCAUGCUUCAGGUCAGGACGAGAAUUUUAGGGCAGCUGAACUUAAUCACCAUAAUCCACUGACCAAAGGAUGGCAGUCUGCAAAAUAUUGUUUAUAUCCACAAGAUCUUGUUAUACAACUAGAGAAGAGAGCAAGACUCAGGAAAAUACAGGUUCUCUCACAUCAGUAUGACAUAGCUACAAGGAUAGAGAUAUUUGUUGGUGAUGUUCCUGAAGAUUUACCAUGUGUUCUUGACAAUGCUAGAUAUACCAGACUAGGCUACGUGUCACUGUCAGACAAUGAGAAGACGGGUUUCAAGGCUCGGGAGCUCAAGUCCGUACACGUGGAUGCCGUAGGACUGUUUUUAAAGUUGAAUAUACAUAAAAAUCAUAUCAACAAACAUAACUUGUAUAAUCAAGUGGGUGUUGUGGCUAUCAAUGUGAUUGGAGAAGAGAUAAGAAAAGGGCAAGAACUUGUGGAUGAUUUGGACAUUUAUGAACAGAAACAGAAGUUGUUUGGAGAUGUGGGUACAGAUGGAUUGGGCAGGCCAGAUUAUAUUUCACCAUUAGAUGAUCUAGCAUUUGAUAUGUACCAGGACCCUGAGAUUGGUCAAAUCAUCAGAAAACUUGAUAAGAAAAAACAAGAGGCUGUGUUACAGGAAAGAUAUGAAUAUGCUAAAAAAUUGAAAGCUACCAUAGUGGAACUUCAAAAGGCAGGUGAGAAGCUAGGGAAAUAUGAGGUAGAGAAAAGACAAGCUGUAGAAAAUGAGGACUAUGACAAGGCUAAACUGAAGAAAGUUCAGAUGGAUGAAUAUAGGCUACAAGUAUAUACAGAUCUCAAAAUAAAUGAUUUACUUGAAGCUACUGGGUCGAGACACCCUAAGAAAAUAACACUUGAACCUACAAGGGGACCUACCCCACCACGAUUACUUGAGCUACCUCAAAGGAGUCCCAGUCCACCACCCAGGACCCCUUACGAUGAACGUGUUAUUCCAGCAAUGAAAAGCCAUAGAGCCCAGUCACCAUCAAGUCCAAGAGUUAGAACACCAUAUGAUGAACGACCUUUACCUAUACAUAACAGUAAAGAAGGUGCACCGAAUGACAGUAAUCUCAACUUAUCCCCGAAAACCCCAUACGACGAGCGACCCCUUCCUGUUGCAAGAGCAAAACCAUCAGUUGUACCGGACGAGGAUCCGGUAGAGCCACCACCGGACUCAGCUGGUGGGGGUAUAACCGGUGAACCGGAACCACUGUCGGAGAAGGAUAUGAGAGAAGCGUCUGCUGCUGUUGACGUCUUUGGAGAACCUCUGGUAUCCAAAGCUUAUUCAAAGACCUGGUCGUACAGAGAAGAUGCAUUACUGGCUGUAUAUAAACAGAUGCAAGAGUUAUCGACGGGAAAUAAAGACGAUGCUCGUACCAUGCUUAGAGCCUCUCUAUUCCUUAUCAAGAAAGCAAUAACUGACAAAGUCUAUGCUGUGUUCAAAGCUGGUUUAAUGCUGCUGAAAAUGAUACUCACUGAAUUUAUAAACAAACACAAACUUGUUAAAGCUGACACUAUGACCACAGUUGAGAGAACUCUUCCAAGUUUACUACAUAAAAGUGGAGAUACUGCUGUGAGAAAUAGAGAUGAUGCAAAAAACUUUAUUUAUGAAAUGGCGGAGUUUCCUACAGUGAAGCCUACAAUGGUAGUUCCUCAUGAGUGUGUGAAGGCAUGGAAAGGUAACCCUGCACCUAGACUGGCUCAAAGUAGAGCCGAGAUAGUGGAGGCACUGUAUGAACAACUUGGCAUUAAAGACUCAAGAAGUGGUCUGACGACGGACAACAUAAUGAAUUUCUGUGUGGUUGCGUUACAGCAUACGUCUGCAGAUGUAAGACUUGUGGCUGAGAGAAUAGUUAAAGCAUUAUACAAGGAAGCAGGUCAACCGGUGAAGGAUUAUCUCCCUGUAGAUGACGAGAAAACACGCAAGAAUACAAUGUGGAGAUUGUUAUUUGAAUAUUUUGACCAGAUUGAUGGAAAACCAAGCAAAUCUGAUAUUAAGAGACAAAAGGCAGAGGAAGAGAGUAAGAAACAACAAGAGAUAGAAGGUUUACAACGACAAUUACAACAACUUAAAGAUAUGGCUUCAGGAAAAGCACCUGUUGAUGAAAAUGUACUAAAAGCUGACGCUAAAAAAGGUCUUAAGAAAGGAGGGAAAGCAGCUCCUAAGACAAAACCUAAGCCCGACCCUGAUGAUGAUACAUCAGUUUAUAACAUGGACAAUAUAUGUAUAUUUUGUGGAGAGAAGAAUUCUAGUUUCACAGAGGAAGGUUUAGAUCUGCAUUACUGGAAAAAUUGUCCAAUGUUGAAACGUUGUGCCAAUUGCAAACAGGUUGUGGAAAUUGCCAGCUACACCGAUCAUUUGCUGACAGAAUGUGAGGCAAAAUCUAACUACGCCAAGUGUAACCGAUGUACUGAAGCCAUAACUAAACCUGAACACGAGCAGCAUGUGGCCGAGAAAGCUUGUAACGCUGCAAAAUCAGGGAUGAACCAUUGUCCAUUAUGUCAUCAAAACCACAUUUCAGGGGAGGAUGGCUGGAAGAACCAUCUUAUGGCUAAAGAUGGCUGUAAGCAAAAUCCUAGACGUCUGUUGGCACUAAAUAAACCACAAGGGAAAGCUGGUGGAGCCACAACAAGGGGGAAGCCUGCACCGAAGGGAUUAAAGAAGACACCAAGAUAAAGGCACACACACAUAUGAUGCUUGUGAUGUCAAACAAUAAAUAUUUCAAUACACAUGCCAGCCAUUUAUUAGAGUUUACAUGUAUUCUCUAGUAGAAAAAUAUUAGCAGUGAUAUAGUCAUUUAAGUGCUAAAAUAAUGAGUUUUUGUCCUGCAAAAUAGUUCAACAGUUAUAUAUCUUAAAGUCAUGGACCACACAUAGAUUUUUCAAUGUCUGAUUGGAUAUUUAAUUUAUGAUAAGAUUUAAAACAGACCAAUGAUAUAGGUUGUUUUAGAUUAAGGUUUUUACGUUAGUCUCAUCUUAAAAUCUAAUACUGGUAUAUCAGUAUGUUAUUGGUUGAUUCCUAUUUGAAAAGUUUAAUUAGACCAAUAACAAAGCUUCGCUUAUUAAGUUAUUUGUUUAUAGGAUAUAUAUCAUUUACUAUAACACAACUUGUGAUUGGCCACAAUCUCCAAGAUGAUAGAAACAUUUUCAAUUAUACUGUCUGAUACUUCCUUGGUCACUGUUACUGGAAUUUUGAUUGAAAUUAACCAAUCACAAUACUGCUUUUUGUGAAUGGUUCCCUAAAAUCUUUGGAGAAGAUAUUCUUCCCAAUUUAUAUUUUUAAUAACUGUUACUACCCACUUUGUUAUCAAACUUUGAUGACUUUAUGUUCUGAGCGACCAUCACACUUAUUAUAUUUCAGGAAUUGUUGUCAAUUUCAUUUGGUUUUAAUAAAUGUAACAAAACCGAAGGUGUACAUUUCAUACACUAGAUUAAGAUUUUUGUGUUCAGUGUUCAAAUAAUGUUUUGUUUUCAGCAACAUUGUGUUAAUGUCCAAGUGUUCUUAUGUCAGAUAGGGCUUUAUCUACUAUAUUAUCAUCAAUUGCUUUAGACUUUGUAUCGAACCCGAGCAUGUAUGUUGAUAAAAAGAAAUUGUUAUUCCUUUAAAAAAAAUAAAAACAAUUAAAAAAAUUGUUAAUUUAACAUCCCAUUAUCAAAAUUGCAAUGUUUGUUUAGGCAGCCACUAUCCAUUUUAGAUUCUCAAAUUAUCAGGCUUACAAUUUGGUCAUGUUAACUAAAAGUACAUUUUCUUGCUUUGAAAAAUUGUACAUUUUGAUAAGUUUUAAUUAUUUGUUUAUUUAUUUUUUUUGAGAGUUCGAUUUGUCUUAUAAUAAAUACAUGUAGAUGAAUUGUAUGAAACUGCUUACCAGUGACAUAUUACAUUGUUAAUUAUUCUCUAUUUUUAUACACCCGUUUGAAAAACGGGACGUAUUAUGGGAACGCCCCUGGCGGGCGGUCGGGCGGGCGGCGUCCAAUUUUGUCCGGAGCAUAUCUCCUACAUGUAUGGAGGGAUUUUAAUGAAACUUCAUAGGAAUGUUCACCACUAUGAGGAGCAGUGUCGCGCACAUGAACCAGGUCUCUAGGUCAAAGGUCAAGGUCACACUUAGAGGUCAUUGAAAAAUGCUUGUCCGGAGCAAAACUUCCACAUGUAUAGAGGGAUUUCAAUAUAACUUGGCACAAAUGUUCACCAUUGUGAGGGGGAGUGUCGCGUGCAAGAUUCAGGUCCUUGCGGCCAAGGUCAAGGUCACACAUAGAGGUCAAAGUUCAGAUAAAAAUAUGAAGAUGUGUAUAUGGACCAUUUAGUCAUCAUUUAUUGAGGGAUUGUAACACAAAUGGUCAUUAUCAAGACUAUGGCUGUGAUACAUAUUAUUUAGGUCAAUAUAUACAAGGUCAAGGUCACUAAAGAUGAUGAAAUAUCCAGAUUUUGUAAAUAGAAUUUAAUCAAAGGGCAACAACAAAGUUAUUACUUUGUUCAUAAAUGACUUACACAAUUACUCCCCUUGAUCUACUUUCACUUUCAAUUCUAAAAAUAGAAUUUAAUCAAAGGGCAUAAAAUAAUCCUCUUUCUUGGACUUGAGUAUGUUCUAAAGAAUGUAACAUUUAUUAACACAUGUUUCAUUCAUUGGUCAAGAUUCUUAACUGUGAUAACUAUGGUGUUCUGUAGACUUGGUAUUUGUUCAUAAAGAUCAUACAGUAAUUACCUUAUCAAAUGUAAAUACUUUCUAAUAGAAAUUUAAUU
Messenger RNA from Ruditapes philippinarum (Manila clam), 4934 nucleotides. Its product is annotated as centrosomal protein of 104 kDa-like. Gene Ontology annotation, cellular component: cilium. NCBI's taxonomy places the organism in Eukaryota, Metazoa, Mollusca, Bivalvia, Venerida, Veneridae. The record is from RefSeq and is a predicted model, not a curated record. The coding region runs from base 150 to 2873 and encodes 907 amino acids. The transcript has 29 exons.